GAGGUAGCUUGCUUAGCAACUGGAGUUUAAUAUCUUGAAAAUGGAUUGUCCCACAAAACAUUAUUCAAGAAAAUUAUAAUUAUAAAUAUUGGGACUUCGGUCCGAUGUGUAGAUAAUGUUGCGAAUUCAAAUUAACAUGAGUUCAAUUACAAGUCCACGUAUUUCUGAAAUUCAUAUUAUCUUUUAGUUUUUCCCCCUAUAAACUUUACAUUUUAACGCGUGCUUUGUAACUUUGUUUAUCUUUUAGAAUAAACUAAAGUUUACCUUACAGAAGUUCUGAGAAAUGGCGCUAGAAAGAGCCAAGCUGUGUGAGACUCCAGUCUACAGCAGUAGCAUUGUACGAGGACUUCCUGGACUUCCUCCACUGCCUGCUGAAGGUAGCAGGGAACCUUCUGAUCUGUAUAAAAUUGUGCUACGCAACAGUGAACAUCCACCUCUUAUGAAAGGCACAUCAUGGACAUUAGCUGCUCCAUUCAAAGAACAGAAAUUUGACAGAACUCCCAGUGAGUCUAUAGCUAAUGUUUACACUCCAUCGGCAAGUAGUCUGAAGUUGAAAGACUUACCAAAGUUGUACAGAGGAAAAACUAAAGAGUUAACAGAUUUCUUUUUUACAACAGAGUCUGUUUCAGUUGAACCACUUCAUAGUCCCAAAAAAGUCAAAAGUAAAAAAUUUAAAAAAGAUGAACCAGAGAUUGGGUUAUCAAGUCAAGCUCCAAGUCGACCUCUGACCCCUAUUGAACAGAUUGAUAUCAUGAUGAACAUUGAAAAUGAGAAGAGUAAAGGAAGCCAUGAACCAACACAAAGAGAUUUGGAGCGCUACUAUUACUACAUACGGAAAGGGAUUGCACCAACCAUGUUGGCCCCUCAACCUAGCCAGCAGUUAAAGAACAUAGAGAGCAUGGUUCCCCCAAGCCUACUCACGGCCAAACACCUACAGAUAAUGUGCAAUGAGCUAAGAACAGAAAUAGCUAAUGAUUAUGAAAUGAGUGCUCGUAAAAGUAUAGUGGACUACAUCUUACAAGAAGACUCAGAGAAGAAAAGACUGCAUAUUGAAUGGAUACCUAAAUCGUUUCCACCAAAAACCAUUCGAGCCCCAGUGCCUUGGCAUUCUUCAUACACUGCUAAAAAGGCCACCAAUGAACAACAUCUUUUCAUCACUAACCCACUGAUGCUGAAGCUGCAAAACUUGUGGUUUAAUGAAUUCUGCCACCUGCGCUUUGUAAACACUGAGAUUCUGUUGCAAGCAGAGCUACCUCUCUUGCCUUCAGAGUUUGAGUCCCUAGUCAAGACGCAGUGCUGGGAAGCUCAUGAGUUUCUCAGAAAAAACUGGAUCCCAUCAUGUGCAAAACUUUUUGUGGAUUACAAGGAGAUGUGGCAGGGUUUAGUUCCACCAGGAGAGUAUGAUAACACUGAGUUGGUACAAGAAUUCUUCUCCUGUGUUGCCUCCCUUAUGUCUUUGCAGCUUCGGUCGAUGGUGAUUAAUUCACUGUCAGACUUUCUCAACUUUUUCAAGCAUCACGAAUCUGGCAAUGACUUUGGAGAGUAUUAUGAUGAACUGGCCUAUGUACACAGGCCAAUCAUGAUAGUUCGACUGAAAAUUGAAGAGCCCAAAAUCAUUUUUGAGCCAACAUUCAGAGAGUUGAGGGACAUCAUUCUCAGAUGUUUCUCCGAAAUCAUCGCCAGUGGUGAAGGACUGAACAGGGUGGAGUGUGAGCUGUUCCCAGAUAUGAGAGGUCAGAGACUUUUGUUAAGGUCAGUGAGAAUUGAUGAGAGCUUGGUCACCGACUUUGUGGACAAAGCCAUGGAAAUCUUUAGAAUGAACAUCAUUGGCCCACAGAAGUAUCUCAAUGUUUACAAGAGCUACUCUGAUUUACUUAACAACAAGGCAGAACAAGAUGUUGCUGCUUUUCUUAGGGAAAAACAUUCUAUUUCAGCUUUCAAACAGAAAAUUGACUCCUAUCAAUCACUGAAAGAUGAAAUUGCUUCAAUGAGAAUCACAGCUCCACUGUGCAUGUUUUGCCUCGACUGUGUUAGCUUAAACAUGGAUUUGUGCCUUCGAGCUCUUCGUCUGAAAGAAAAGCUCAUAACAUUUGUGGUUGAUGAAAAUCGAGAGCUCAACAAAAGCCUGAACAAGUGCUAUGAAGAUAUACAAGAGAGAGUACAAGUGAUUCCAGAGUCAACCAAGGAUUUGGUAGAUCUUCAAGAAUUUUUAAAAACGUCAAGUGAUAUCACAGUUUACAAGUUACUAGACAGAGUUGCAGAGGCCAGUCACCGAUUGAUGUUCCUCUUAGAUUAUGCAGAUUUCCCAUAUGAAGACAUCAAAAUUAACACCAUUACAUUUCAUUGGCCAUCACAAAUCAAUGCUAUCUUGGAUCACAGCCAGAACAGGAUCAUGAACAAGAGAGAUCAGAUUGAGGAGGAGCUCAAGAAACGAGUGGCUGGCUUCGAAGCCAAGAUUGAAACCUAUGUCAAGGAAGUUGAAUCUUUCAAAAAGAAAGAGUUUAUGAGCUCAGAGGAGAUGAAGAACAAUGUGGAGAUCUUGUCCCAGUUACAAGAGAACUUGGAAGCUGCUCGUGUUGAACUAGAAGGUCUGCAAGAUGAACAAAGACUUCUGGAAUGGGAAGUCACUGACUUUCCACAACUGGCAGCCAUGUUUCAAACCAAAGAGCCAUAUGACAAACUUUGGAAGACAGCUUACAAUUUCUAUCUUAAGAAUGAGCUUUGGACUCAUGGUCCUUUCAAGAACCUCAACUCUGAGGAGAUUGAUAAUGAGGUUUCAGAAAUGUGGAGGACAAUGUACAAACUGACCAAAGCCUUUGCUGACCAACCUGGACCACGUCACAUUGCCAACAGUGUCAAGACUAAGAUUGACAAGUUUAAGACCAACAUGCCAAUCCUACAGACAAUCUGUAAUCCAGGCAUCAGAGACAGACAUUGGGACCAGAUGAGUGAAAUUGUAGGGUUUGACAUAAGACCUCAAGAAGACACGUCCCUGUCAACUAUGUUAGAAUAUGGUCUUCAUAAACAUUUGGAAAAGCUAGAGGAGAUCGGAGGUAGUGCUGCCAAAGAAUAUUCUCUUGAAAAAGCUCUAACUAAGAUGAAAGAUGAUUGGAAAGAUUUGAAAUUUGAACUUGUGCCCUACAGAGACACUGGUGUGAAUAUUUUGAGUUCUCUGGAUGACAUACAAGCCCUGCUGGAUGAUAACAUUGUCAAAGCACAGACAAUGAGAGGGUCUCCAUACAUCAAACCAUUUGAAGUGGAAAUGAAACUCUGGGAAGAGAAGUUGGUCCUGAUGCAAGAUAUCAUUGAUGAAUGGCUCAAGGUGCAAGCAACCUGGCUUUACCUUGAACCUAUCUUUAGCUCUGAAGACAUCAUGGCCCAAAUGCCAGAGGAAGGCCGUAAGUUUGGUAUAGUGGACAGCUACUGGAAAGAUAUCAUGAAAGAAACAAAAAUGAAUACUAAUUGCCUUGUAGCAACAGGACAAAACAACAUGUUAGGCCGAUUGAAAGAAGCAAAUGUUUUACUCGAGGACAUUCAGAAAGGUCUCAAUGCAUAUCUAGAAAAGAAGCGUUUGUAUUUCCCAAGAUUUUUCUUCUUAUCCAAUGAUGAACUUUUGGAAAUUUUAUCUGAAACCAAAGAUCCACUCAGAGUCCAGCCACAUCUCAAGAAAUGCUUUGAAGGAAUUGCCAAAUUGGAUUUCACUGAAAAUGAAGAGAUUGUGGGCAUGGUUUCAGCUGAGAAUGAAACUGUUCCAUUCAUGACAACAAUUAUCCCAGCAAAAGCAAAGGGUAUGGUUGAGAAAUGGCUCCUUCAGGUGGAGGAUGUGAUGAUCAACAGCUUGAGGAAAGUCAUAACAGAUUCAAUCCAUGCAUACAAAACAACACAUCGCAAACGCUGGGUGGCAGAGUGGGCUGGGCAAGUAGUCCUCUGUGUCAGUAGCAUGUAUUGGACCACUGAGGUCACAGAAGCUAUGAAAAAUGAAAAUGGCUUGAAGUUGUACUUGGAGCGAUGUAAUAGACAAAUUGAUCAGAUUGUUGAAUUGGUCAGAGGCAAACUAGAGAGUGGUACAAGAAUCACACUAGGAGCACUCAUUGUCAUUGAUGUUCAUGCUCGAGAUGUACUGGCUCACUUGGCCAAAAAUCAAAUCAGGAGCCCAGCUGAUUUUAACUGGUUGUCCCAGAUGAGGUACUAUUUUGACAGCCGUGACAUCUUUGUCCACAUGAUCACCACAGAAAUAGCCUAUGGCUAUGAGUACUUGGGAAACUCUCCACGUCUGGUCAUCACACCACUAACAGACAGAUGUUACAGGACACUUAUGGGAGCUUUAAAACUUAAUCUGGGAGGAGCCCCUGAAGGGCCAGCUGGUACUGGCAAAACUGAGACCAGCAAAGAUUUGGCCAAGGCAGUAGCUAAACAGUGUGUAGUGUUCAACUGCUCUGAUGGCCUGGACUAUAAAGCCAUGGGAAAGUUUUUCAAAGGCUUGGCACAAGCUGGUGCCUGGGCUUGCUUUGAUGAAUUCAAUCGAAUUGAGCUGGAGGUGCUCUCUGUCAUCGCCCAACAGAUCCAGAGCAUCCAGCAAGCCAUUGCUGCCCACUUGAAAAGGUUUAUAUUUGAAGGAACAGAACUCUCUCUAAAUCCUACUUGUACUAUCUUUAUCACCAUGAACCCAGGUUAUGCUGGCAGACAAGAGUUGCCUGAUAAUUUGAAGGUUUUGUUCAGAACAGUAGCUAUGAUGGUUCCUGACUAUGGCAUGAUUGGUGAAAUACAACUGUAUUCUAUGGGCUUUGUAGAUGCCAGAAGCUUGGCAAACAAAAUUGUUGCAGUCUACAGACUUUGCUCAGAACAACUUUCCUCCCAGCAUCACUAUGACUAUGGUAUGAGAGCAGUCAAGUCUGUGCUCACAGCUGCAGGCAACCUGAAGCUUAAGUUCCCUAACCAGGAUGAAGCAGUUCUGCUGCUGAAAGCCAUCAGUGAUGUCAACUUACCCAAAUUUUUAGCUCAGGAUGUACCACUAUUUGAAGGGAUUAUUUCUGAUCUCUUCCCUGGAGUUCAAUUGCCUCAACCAGACUAUGGAGUUUUCCUGGAGACUAUGAAAGAAGUUAUUCUUAAAAAGGAACUUCAACCAAAUGAAUUUUUCAUUGAAAAGGUCAUGCAGGUGUAUGAAAUGAUUCUGGUGCGUCAUGGAAUGAUGAUUGUUGGUGAACCACUGGGUGGGAAGACACAGAGCUACCAAGUUCUAGCUGACACACUCGGGGAGUUGAUGGACUCUAAGCUGUUUGAUGAAUACAGGACAAUCUAUCGAAUCAUCAACCCAAAGGCAAUCACUAUGGGCCAGUUAUAUGGUUGCUUUGAUCCAGUCUCUCAUGAAUGGUCAGAUGGUGUGUUGGCCAAUACAUUCCGUGAAUAUGCCAGCAGCCAGGACAGCUUCAGAAAGUGGAUUCUGUUUGAUGGACCUGUGGAUGCUGUCUGGAUUGAAAACAUGAAUACUGUCCUUGAUGACAAUAAAAAACUUUGUCUGAUGAGUGGUGAGAUCAUUCAAAUGAACAACAAAAUGAACCUCAUCUUUGAACCAGCUGAUCUUGAACAGGCUUCUCCGGCCACUGUCAGUCGAUGUGGCAUGGUGUACCUGGAGCCACACCAGAUGGGCUGGAGACCCAGUGUCCAGUCCUAUAUGAUGUUUCAUCUACCCAAGAAACUAAGGCAGGAGCAGAAGGAGCUAGUACAUGAUCUUUUUGAAUGGCUGGUUGAGCCGUGUUUGGAUUUUGUUAAGAGACACUGCAAGACAUUCUUACCUAUAUCAGAAAUGCACCAAGUGCAGAUGUUAAUGAGGCUGUACACCGCCAUGAUGGAUGAAAUCAUUGAGACUUGCAAAGCCUGGCCUGAUGAAGGCUCAGCUGAAGCUGCCACCUAUGAGCAAAGCCCAGAACACCUCACCUCACAACAGGUGACUUUAUGGCUCCAAGGUAUUUUCCUUUUUUGUGUUGUGUGGACUAUUGGUGGUCUUGUGGUGGGAGACAGUAAAAAGGCUUUUGAUGAGUUCUUCAGAACAUUGAUCAGUGGCGUUGAUGAUAAUCAUCCCAAACCAAAAAGUAUCAAGAUUACAAAGAGCAACACAUUUCCAGAAAGAAAUACUGUAUAUGAUUUUGCCUUUCAAAAGAAAAGUGGUGGUGGCUGGAUUGAUUGGAUGGACACUAUUGAUAAAUCCAGCCUGCUGAUUGCAGCAGGUUCUAAAGUCAGUACACUAACUAUUCCUACAGCAGAAACAGCCAGGCAGCAAUUUUUCUUGAACCUCUAUCUGAUGCAUGAAAUUCCUUGCCUUCUGAUUGGUCCAACUGGUACGGGUAAAUCAGCCAUCACCAACAGCUACCUACUGGCUCUGCCCAAGGAAUCCUACAUCCCUAACUGCAUCAAUUUCUCAGCCAGAACUUCAGCCAACCAAACACAGGAUAUUAUCAUGUCUAAACUUGACAGACGACGGAAGGGUGUGUUUGGUCCACCUAUGGGCAAGAAAUCUGUAGUUUUUGUGGAUGACCUGAAUAUGCCAGCUAAAGAGAAAUAUGGUGCUCAGCCUCCAAUAGAGUUGCUACGCCAGUGGAUAGAUCAUGGCCACUGGUAUGACAAGAAAGACACAACCAAACUUCACCUUGUUGAUGUGCUUUUCAUCAGUGCUAUGGGGCCACCUGGUGGUGGACGCAAUGACAUAACAUCCAGAUUCACACGACACAUGAACAUUGUGUCAGUUGAUGAGUUUGAAGACAAUAUUAUGUACAAAAUAUUUACAGCUAUCACAGACUGGCACUUUGGUAAUGGCUUUGAUGGCAGUUUUGUCAGAAAUGGAAAACUGCUUGUAUCAGCCACAAUGGGAGUAUACAAAGAUGCCAUCUCCAACUUUCUACCCACUCCAACCAAGUCUCACUAUGUGUUCAACCUCCGUGACUUUUCACGUGUUAUACGAGGCGUUCUACUGGUUCCUCCAGCAGAGAUGACAGAUGGGGAAAAACUGAUGAGGCUGUGGGUACAUGAGGUGUACAGAGUAUUCUAUGACCGUCUGAUUGAUGAUGAAGACAGAAACAUGUUCUUCAAGAUUGUGAGAAAUAACUGCCAAGACAGUUUUAAACAGAAUAUUGACAAAAUACUUGGACAUUUAUCUAAAAGUGGAAAAGUUACAGAUGUUGACAUCCGCAGUCUUUUCUUUGGGGAUUUUUUGAAUCCUGAAAAUAAAGUUUAUUCAGAAAUCACAGAUUUGAAACAACUAACAACAAUCAUGGAACACUACUUAGAAGAAUAUAACACAAUAAGCAAAGCCCCAAUGAAGCUCGUUAUGUUCAAGUUUGCCAUUGAACACAUGUCUCGUGUGAGCCGUGUUUUGUUACAGGACAAUGGCCAUGCUCUAUUAGUGGGCAUAGGAGGCUCUGGUAGACAAAGUGCUGCCAAACUAGCAACAUUUAUGGCCAACUAUGAUCUGUUUCAAAUUGAAAUUACUAGAAAUUAUAGCAAUUCUGACUGGAGAGAAGAUCUAAAAAAACUUCUAAAGAAAGCUGGAGUUGAAGGCAAGCCAACUGUUUUCUUGUUUUCUGACAAUCAAAUUAAAGAUGAAUCUUUUAUGGAAGAUAUUAGCAUGAUUUUAAAUACUGGAGAUGUGCCAAACAUUUUCCCAUCAGAUGAGAAGGCUGAGGUGAUUGAGAAAAUGCAAUCAGUGGCCAGACUUGAGGGCCGCCAGAUGGAUGGAACACCACUUGUUAUGUAUAACUUCUUCAUUGACCGUGUGAAGCAGAACUUACACAUUGUUCUGGCCAUGUCUCCUAUUGGUGACGCAUUCAGAAAUAGGCUCAGAAUGUUUCCGUCACUCAUCAACUGCUGUACAAUUGAUUGGUUUCAGGCUUGGCCUGAAGAUGCUCUUGAGAUGGUGGCCAAUAAGUUCUUGGAAGACAUAGAGAUGGAUGAUACAAUGAAGUUGGAGACUGUCAAUAUGUGCAAACACUUCCAUGAAUCUGUUAGGAUUGCCUCAGAAAAAUACUAUGAUGUUCUCAGGCGUCACAAUUAUGUGACGCCUACAUCCUAUCUUGAACUCAUUCUUACCUUUAAGUCUCUGUUGUCAGUCAAGCGUGAUGAGCUGAUGAUGAUGAAAAACCGAUACCUUAUUGGUUUGGAGAAACUGGAAUUCGCCGCAUCACAGGUGUCUGUCAUGCAACAGGAGCUGACUGACCUUCAACCUGAACUAAUUAAAACAUCUGCAGAAACAGAAAAACUUAUGAUUAAAAUUGAACAGGACACUGUGGAAGUGGAAGCUAAAAAAGAGGUUGUAGCUGCAGAUGAGGCUGUGGCUAAUGAAGCAGCAGCUGCUGCACAAGCUAUCAAGGACGACUGUGAAGGAGAUCUAGCUGAGGCCAUUCCUGCGCUUGAGGCAGCCAUUACUGCCCUGAAUACUCUCAAACCAAGUGAUAUUUCUAAUGUGAAAUCUAUGAAAAAUCCACCAUCAGCAGUCAAACUUGUGAUGGAAUCAGUUUGUGUCAUGCUUGGCAUCAAGUCAGAAAGGAAACCAGAUCCAUCUGGCUCAGGGAAAAUGAUUGAGGAUUAUUGGGGGCCAUCAAUGAAACUAUUGGGAGAUCUAAAGUUUUUGGACAAGCUUAGAACUUAUGACAAGGAUAAUAUUUCACCACCUAUAAUUAAAAGAAUAAGAGAAAAGUAUAUUGCCAAUCCAGAUUUUGACCCAACUCUAAUUAAAAAUGCUUCUACUGCUUGUGAGGGUUUGUGCAAGUGGGUGAGAGCCAUGGACAUUUAUGAUAAAGUGGCCAAAGUUGUGGCACCCAAAAAAGCCAAGCUGGCAGAAGCUGAAGGAGAACUUGCUGUACAAAUGGAAAAGUUGAAUGAAAAAAGAGCACAACUUCAAGCUGUGACAGACAAGUUACAGGCCUUGAAUGAUGAAUUUGAAGUGAUGACUCAGAAGAAAAAAGACCUUGAAGGCAACAUUGAUCUCUGCUCUAAGAAAUUAGAUAGAGCAGAGAAGCUGAUUGGUGGCUUAGGUGGUGAAAAAGACAGGUGGACGGAAGCAGCAAAAGCACUUGGUGAUUUAUACAUCAACAUCACUGGUGAUGUACUAAUCUCAUCAGGUGUCGUUGCCUACCAUGGAGCAUUUACCGUUGACUUUAGACAGAUGAUGACCAAAGAAUGGCAUGAGCAGUGUGUUAAGCGUAAUAUACCUUGCUCAAAGGUGUUUUCCCUUACCACAACGCUCGGGGAGCCAGUGAAAAUAAGAGCCUGGAACAUUGCUGGACUUCCAGUGGAUGGUUUCAGUGUAGAUAAUGGUAUUAUAGUUUCCAAAUCAAGGAGAUGGCCUCUCAUGAUUGACCCACAAGGUCAGGCAAAUAAGUGGAUAAAAAAUAUGGAGAAAGCAAACAAAUUAAAUAUUAUAAAACUGUCAGAUGGCAACUACAUGCGCACAUUAGAAAACAGUAUUCAAUUUGGCACACCAAUACUGUUAGAGAAUGUAGGUGAGGAGCUGGAUCCUGUUCUAGAACCAGUGCUGCAGAAACUGACAUUUAGGCAACAAGGAGUUGACUAUAUGAGACUUGGCGAUAAUAUUAUUGAAUACUCCCCUGAUUUUAAGAUGUACAUAACCACUGGGUUGAGGAAUCCUCAUUUCUUGCCUGAAGUGUCAGUCAAAGUUUGCCUUCUGAACUUCAUGAUCACACCCCAGGGACUGGAGGACCAACUUCUAGGUAUAGUGGCUGCCAAAGAAAAACCUGAACUGGAGGAGAAGAAGAACCAGCUCAUUCUAGAAAGUGCUGCUAACAGGAAACAGCUGAAAGAAAUUGAAGACAAAAUUUUAGAAGUUUUAUCCUCUUCCCAGGGAAACAUUUUAGAAGAUGAGACAGCCAUCAAAGUUCUCUCUUCCUCUAAAGUUCUGGCUGAGGAAAUCUCCACCAAACAGGAAAUAGCUGUAGCCACUGAAAAGGAGAUUGAUGAAACCAGAAAUGGCUACAAGCCUGUGGCCCUGCACUCUUCUAUUUUGUUCUUCUGUAUUUCAGAUUUAGCCAACAUUGAGCCAAUGUACCAAUAUUCUCUGACUUGGUUCAUUAAUCUUUAUCUUCAGUCCAUCAAUAACAGCAAAAAAUCUGAGGAUUUAGAAGAGAGGAUCAUCAACUUAAAUAAACAUUUUACACUCAGUAUCUAUAACAACGUCUGCCGCUCUCUCUUUGAGAAAGACAAACUUCUGUUUUCUUUUGUACUGUGUAUUGGCAUCAUGAAGGGGCAAGGUAAAGUAGAUGAGAAUGUUUGGAGAUUUCUACUUACUGGUGGUGUGGCUUUAGAUAACCCUUUACCAAAUCCAGCACCAGCAUGGCUGUCAGAUAAGGCCUGGUCUGAAAUUGUCAGAGCUUCAGGUUUACCUUCCCUGAAAGGUUUGAAAGACCAUGUGAACAAACAUCCUGAGCAGUGGAAGAAAUUCUAUGAUCAUCCUACUCCACAUAAUCAUAAGUUGCCUACUCCAUGGGACUCUCUGUCUGGUCUUGACAACAUGGUUGUGCUAAGGUGCUUCCGCCCUGACAAAAUAGUUCCAGCUGUACAGAACUUCAUUGUGGACAACAUGGGACAGUCUUAUGUGGAACCUCCUACUUUUGACCUGCCUGGGUCAUUUGCUGACUCCAACUGCUGUGCGCCCCUGAUCUUCAUUCUAUCCCCUGGUGCCGACCCCAUGAUGGCUUUGCUCAAGUUCGGUGAGGACAGAGGUUACAAACCCAACAUGAUACAGACAAUAUCUUUGGGUCAAGGCCAGGGACCAAUUGCUGCUAAAAUGAUUGACAGAGCUAUAAGUGAUGGAUCCUGGGUGGUCUUACAGAACUGUCAUCUUGCAACCAGCUGGAUGCCAAAACUUGAGAAAAUCUGUGAAGAGGUCAUUGUGCCAGAAACAACAAAUGAGGAUUUCCGUCUCUGGUUAACAAGCUAUCCCUCCGACAGCUUCCCAGUGUCCAUUCUACAGAAUGGUGUUAAAAUGACUAAUGAACCACCUAAAGGUCUUAGAGCUAAUUUACUAAGGUCUUAUUUGAAUGAUCCAAUAUCAGAUGUGAACUUCUGGGAAGGCUGUAACAAGCCUAAAAUCUGGCAUAAAAUGAUGUUUGGGCUUUGUUUCUUCCAUGGUCUUGUCCAAGAAAGGCGCAAGUUUGGUCCAUUAGGUUGGAAUAUUCCAUAUGAAUUUAAUGAAUCUGAUCUCAGGAUCAGUAUGAGACAGAUGCAGAUGUUUCUGAAUGACUAUGAAGAUCUCCCAUUGCCAGCUUUGACAUAUCUCACAGGAGAGUGUAAUUACGGAGGUCGUGUUACAGAUGAUAAAGACAGACGUCUUUUAAAUUCUUUACUGUCUGUUUUCUACUGUGAAAAAAUUGUUUAUGACGAUAAGUACAAACUAUCAUCAAGUGGAAUCUACUUUGCUCCUCCUGAAGGACCAUAUCAAAGUUAUAUUGACUACAUCAGAUCACUGCCUUUAAUAGUCUUGCCAGAAGUAUUUGGGCUUCAUGAGAAUGCUGAUAUUACUAAAGAUAACAAAGAAACUAACUUGUUAUUCGACAGUAUUUUAAUGACAUUACCUAGACAAGCUGGCGGUGGUGGCCAGUCUUCUGGUGAUUCUAUGCAAAGUCUGGCAAGUGACAUCCUCAGUAAAUUACCGCAGAAUUUUGACUUAGAGUUUGUCAUGAACAAGUACCCAGUUAUUUAUGAAGAAUCAAUGAAUACAGUACUGAGACAAGAAUUGAUUCGAUUUAAUAAUCUAAUUUCUGUUGUGAGAAAGACAUUAAUCAACAUGCAGAAAGCCAUCAAAGGCUUAGUUGUUAUGUCAUCAGAACUGGAAGAAGUUUUCAACAGCAUGCUUGUUGGAAAAGUCCCUGCAUCUUGGGCUUCAAAGUCCUAUCCCAGUUUGAAACCACUCGGAAGCUAUGUGGCAGAUUUGUUGGCCAGAUUGAAGUUUUUUCAAGACUGGAUUGACAAGGGUGUCCCAUCAUCAUUUUGGUUAUCUGGAUUUUACUUCACUCAGUCUUUCCUAACUGGUGUUUCACAAAACUUUGCUAGAAAAACCACUAUACCUAUUGACUUGGUUGGCUUUGAAUUUUCAAUUCUCAAAACAACUCCAACUGAGAAACCAGCAGAUGGAGCAUAUGUUUAUGGGCUUUUCAUGGAAGGUGCCAAAUGGGACAGAGACAAAAUGGUGAUUGGUGAAUCAGCACAAAAGAUACUGUUUGAUACUAUGCCAUUUAUUUGGUUGCAGCCCAACAGAACAGACCUGUUCAAAAAGCUCCCAUGCUAUUCAUGUCCUGUUUAUAAAACUAGUGCGAGACGUGGUACUCUCUCCACCACAGGUCACUCCACCAACUUUGUCAUGUACAUCCAGCUUCCAUCAGACAAGCCAGAGAGUCAUUGGAUCAACAGAGGUGUUGCAUGUCUAUGUCAGCUGGAUGACUAAAUUGUAGCCCAUUCUCAUGUUUAAUAACAAACCUUGAUUCAGUUAACCAGCCUUACUAAAUCUAAUUCAUUUCAAGAACAACUUUUUGCCCUUUUAUGAUUCAUUGACAUAACUAACUUAGUGCUGCAAUGUUUAGAAAAUGUACAUUUUCUAAAAAAUGGAUUCAAUAGAUUUUAAUGUUAUAUUAGAAUGAGAUUUUACUGUCCAGUAUAUACUUAUUCAUUUAGGAUUUUUUUCCAAAUGCCAUGUUAUCUAUUUAUAUAUUUUGUUCUUUAAGUGAUGACUCAGUAUUAUUGCAUUCUGUUUAUUUUAUUUACUUUCUUCACAUAGAUCCAUUAUUUACUUUCUGCGAGGACAUUUGUAUAAGUUUAUAGCAUGCCUCCGUCCAAGAAAUGUGAUAGUUUAGUGUCAUUCAAUUAUAGAGUGUACAGAAAAUAAUAUAUUUUAAAUAUUAUACAAGCAAAAUAUUUUUUAUUUGAAUAAUUUUGUUCUUUUAAGAUAGAUGUGUACAAGUUGAGUUGUGAAAUGUUUUAUAAUGUGUACAUAUGUUAUGCAUGUGAUGUAUCAUUAAAAGAAAAAUUUACAACUUUUUGUCCAGUAUUUUUUUAAAGAUUAAUUUUAGACCAUCAUUUAACAAUUCCGCCAUGUACUAGUUUUGACAAUGCUCUGUUAUGUUUUACAUGUAUUUUUGAUAAUGAUAAUAUUUAUAAAUAAAAUACAAAAUAUUUUUUUUUAUGAACUGCUUUUUUAUGCUGACAAUAAAAAAAGGGAAACAUUAUGUUAGGCCUUUUUAUAAGUAAAUGUUUUAUUAUAUAUUUGAUCCACCUGUGAUAAAUUCUUUUUUUUUUGUUUACAAUAAUAAAGAGCUGUUCAA
Messenger RNA from Biomphalaria glabrata, 13322 nucleotides. Its product is annotated as dynein axonemal heavy chain 3-like. The coding region runs from base 284 to 12448 and encodes 4054 amino acids. Gene Ontology annotation, cellular component: dynein complex. The record is from RefSeq and is a predicted model, not a curated record. Lineage: Eukaryota; Metazoa; Mollusca; Gastropoda; Planorbidae. Gene Ontology annotation, molecular function: minus-end-directed microtubule motor activity; dynein light intermediate chain binding; dynein intermediate chain binding. The transcript has 76 exons. Gene Ontology annotation, biological process: microtubule-based movement.